AUGAUGAAAAAAAAAAAACGUACAAUAAAAUUGAAAAAGAUACAACUCAGUUGAAUUUUAUAAAUUAAGUUUUUUAAAUUUCCUAUGAAUCAUCAUGUGAUUAUCAUAGAUUCUGUUUCUUUUUAAAAAUUUUUUUUUCCUUGAGUGACUAAAUAAUACUUGAUAAAUUGAAUUUUCAAAUAAGUUUUUUCUUUUAUUUUCUUUUUCUAGUUAAUGUUGCUAUUGUAUUACCUAUCGUCGAUUACAUUAAAUAAUAAUAAUAAUAAUAACUAAAUCAACUGUUUAUAACAACGUCGACAUUUUCGUCGGCAUAUGAUGACGCGAACAAGUGAUAUGGUACAACUUGGGUGCAACAUAAGCUCAGGGCGCGUGCGUUAAAAAACACUUGUGUAUUAGAGAAAAUUUAAGAGUGCCUAGAAAUAUAUAUAGAAAAAUUAUUUGUGUAUUAGUAUCGCGACGGCGCAGCUUGAAUCAUACAAUUUUAUUUUUAUUAUUUAUAUAUAUAUAUAUACAUUGUUUUUUUUUUUUUAAAGUUUUAUUAUUAUUAUUUUUCCCUUUAUUUCGUCGACACCGUUGGAGAGUCCCACGAAACCUACGGAGUCUCGUCAGAAUAUCAGUAGAAAACAGUAGCGGGGGGCAUAACACGGCCAGGAACACAGAAUAGAUCAGACCGAGUGUAUAAGCAAAGUUGUGCGCACCGGUCUACGUGGAGAUAAACACAGGCCGGUACGGCCGCAAGCACAUACAACACAGUGUUCAAUAAAAUGAUAAUAUUUAAUUUUUUUUAUAAUUAAUUAAAUACCUUGAUACACAUUUUAAAAGUAAUUUAACAUUUUUUUAAAAUUAAAAAAUUCAAUACGGUUAAAUAAAACAAAAGUUGCAUCAGUGCUUUUGAUAAAUACUCCAAAAUUUAUAUUUUUUAAUUAUUUUUUCCUUUUUAUUUUUAUUUUUUAAUAAAAAAAAAUCAAAUCAUAUAUUUAUUUAUGACAUCGUUAGUGUGCUAAAUAAUAUAAUUUAAUCAUGGAACGUUUGAAACAAUUAAUAUAAUUUUAAUGUGAAAAAAAAAUAAAAAUAAAUGUUUAUUAAUCAGUGCCAAUUUGGUAAUUUAUUUGUAAUAAAUAAUAUAUAUUUUGAAACAAGUGGAGAGUAAUAUUCAAAUCAUAGGAAAAUAAAAAAGUGUCAUAAGAAAUAAAUACUAUUUUUUUUUCUAAGGAGUCGUCUCGAGGUUAAGGCGGACGGAAGUUGCUAGGUUGCUGGGUUAAUAAAUUUUAUCGUAUCUACACGUAUUGUAUAUAUGAAAAAAUACCACCUCGUGUUUAUUACAUAAAUGUGCAACAUGUAUAUAUGCAUUAAUUGAAUUACGUGUGACGUGUUUUUUUUUUCUUACGUUUAUAUUUUCUAUACACAGUAAUAAUUAUUUUAUUAAUUCUUAAAAGCUUUUUGAUAAACUUGUGUAUUUUCGAAAAAGUAUACAAUUUUAUUACUAAAAGAAAAAACAUAUUUGAAAAAAUUUGACAAAAAAUAAAAAAUAAUAAUUGAGUGUAUUGUUUUGGAGUAAAAAAUAAAAAAAAAGUCAAAAAUGGAUUAUUUUGGCCGAAGUGCACCGAGACCGGUGUGACUUUGAUAAAGUUAAAUUAACAACAUUAAUUAUUUUUUAAAUGAAUUGCAAAAUAAAAGAUAAAUAAUAAAAAAAAAUACUUAUUGUGAAAAUAAAAAAAUAAAAAGCGAUAACAGAAGAAGCCAAGAAAGGAAUCAAGGAAAGUCGAGUCUUCCGUGUUUUUGUGGCUUGACGAGCGUUGCGAUCAAUAGGAAGCUCGCGUGCUCGACCCAAGAACGUUGACGACGUUCCUGAAACACCGUAGUUACGCCAGAAGGGCAUAUUAAAAUUCUUCAAUUUGAGACAUAAUAGAAAAUUUAAAAAAAAUAAACAAUGAUAAAAAUGGUUUAAUAAUUAACUAUAAAAGUAAAAAAAAAAAGUUGAUUAAUUCAUUUGAUAUAAAAUCAAAAAACAAAGACCCAUAUUAAGUACCAAAGAAAAAAUUUGUUGACAAAAGAAAGAAGAGGAAAAAAAAAAUAGCAAUGCAGGACGAUCUUUUAAUAGAAAAAUCAAAUACAACAAAACCAGCACCAUUGUCACCAGGUGGCAUGGAUACGACAAUAACAUCAUCAGUGAGUCAGGAGAAAAGUAAAGAAAAUGAUUCUAUAAUUGAUAGUAUAUCAUCAAUAUCACCAUCAACACCAUCAUCAAUGGACAAAGACAUAACAACAUGUAGUACAGCAACAUCAAGUCUUCAAGGCUUUACAGAUUCUGUACGUGUACAAAAUUUAUGGUCAUCAUCAACUGAAGAUACAUUACAUGCAUUGCCAGUUAAUGGUACAAUUGCAUCAUUUCAAAAUUUUCCAACUGGCGGUGGAGGAGCUGGUUUAUUUACAAGCUCAAAUCCACGUAGAGCAAUAACAGCAAAUCAUAAUUUUCAACAUGGUACAACUGGUGGUAGUAGUGGUGUUGUUGGAAGUGGUGUAAGUGUUGGUAAUAGUUCUAGUGCUGGUGGUAAUUCAUGUUCAAGUGGUGCUGGUGUUGGUGGUGUUAAUAGUGGUGUUGUUGGUGGUGGUGGUGGAAGUAGUAGUGGUAGUGGUAAUGGUGGUACUGGUACUGGGGGAGGUGGUGGUGGUAGUGGUGCUAAUAGACAUGGACAACAACCCCAAGUUAAUCAACAAGGACAGCAACAACAACAACAGCAACAACAACAACAACAACAACCUGGCUCACAUCCUGGUGUUUAUCUUCAAGGUAAAAGUUAUGCUGCAUGGUCUGGUGGACCACAAGGACCACAACAAUGGGCUGGUACACCACAAGCAACAAAUAGUCCAUCAUUAUCACCAUGGAGUCGUGGUAGAUCUGUACCAAAUUUACCACCUUUGCAUUCAUCACUUCAUGCGGCUGCUGCUGCUGCUGCUGUUGCCGCUGCUGCUGCAAAUUUGCAAGUACGUAAAACAAGUCCAACAUUUCCAGGACAUCAUAAUACAAAUCAAGCACAUACAUCAAAUAUUAGUCCUGCUAAAUUUCGUCGUAGUACAUCAUAUCCCGGAAAAAAUAAUCCUUAUUCACCACAAACAGCACCAACAUUUGAAGUUACUUCUGCUGAAGAAAGGGAUUUACUUCAGAUGUCAUCUUAUCAGCAGGAACGCAUGGUUGGAAAUGGAAAUUCUCCACUGGAAAAUAUGCGAACUCUCGAACAUUAUUUGAGUGAUAUAAUGCGGGCAGGUGCUACUGAAACCCCAGAACAUAUGAAGGGAUUCAUCAGCUGCAAUGCCAGUACACUCCAGUCCCUGGCACAAUUACAUGGUAAAUCACCAUUUUUUUCUGGCAUGGAUGAUCAGAGUGGAACACUGCUUGAAGAUCCAAAUUUACCUGGUCAAAUGGAUGGUAUUAAUAUCGGUGUUGGUGGUAUGAACGCACCACAAAAUCCAUCAUUAUCAUCACCCAGUCGCAGCAGUCCACACAGUCAAGGCAGUGAAACAGGCGAAAGAUUCUCAAGGAAGGUCUUUGUCGGUGGUCUUCCACCUGAUAUUGAUGAAGAUGAAAUUACAGCUAGUUUCCGGCGUUUUGGACAGCUGGUAGUUGACUGGCCACACAAAGCUGAGAGUAAAUCAUAUUUUCCACCAAAAGGAUAUGCUUUCCUCUUAUUUCAGGACGAAAGCUCAGUACAACAACUUAUUGACGCAUGUAUUCAAGAUGAUGACAAAUUAUAUCUUUGUGUUAGUUCACCAACAAUUAAAGAUAAACCAGUACAAAUACGUCCAUGGCGUUUAAGUGAUGCUGAUUUUGUACUUGAUGCAUCAAUGACACUUGAUCCACGUAAAACAGUAUUUGUUGGUGGUGUACCAAGGCCAUUAAAAGCCGUUGAACUUGCAAUGAUUAUGGAUAGACUUUAUGGUGGUGUUUGCUAUGCUGGUAUUGAUACUGAUCCAGAAUUAAAAUAUCCAAAAGGUGCUGGUAGAGUUGCAUUUAGUAAUCAACAGAGUUAUAUAAGUGCAAUAUCAGCACGAUUUGUACAAUUACAACAUGGUGACAUUGACAAAAGAGUCGAGGUUAAGCCAUACGUUCUCGAUGAUCAAAUGUGUGACGAGUGUCAAGGACAACGCUGUGGUGGUAAAUUUGCACCAUUUUUUUGCGCCAAUGUCACUUGUCUUCAGUACUAUUGUGAACACUGCUGGGCUACAAUUCAUUCAAGACCUGGUAGAGAAUUUCACAAACCACUUGUAAAGGAAGGAGCAGAUCGGCCACGAGCUGUACCUUUUCGUUGGUGUUAACCCCACAAGACGUCGUAUCUAAUUAUUACUCGCGGCCCUUAGCUAAUUAACUACCCAACCUCUUAUAUAUCUAUUUCCAUUAUUCCUGCUUUUUUUUGUUCCUUGUUCCAAUUAUCUUCUGCCUCAUUCUUUUUCAAUUCAGCACUACAAUGUCUCAAAUAUUAUCUACUGUUUGUUAAGUGCUACUCUACCAUACACAUUUGACUACUCUUAAAUGUUUUAUCAACCGAACGGAAAAAGAAGAUAAAAAUACAACAAACAUGUUUGUUAUGAAGACACAAGGUGGAAUAGGAUGAGAAAAAAGCAGCUAUCAACAUCGCAUUGGAUUUAUCUUAAUUCAAAAAAAGAAAAUAAUGGAAAAGUUUGUUUCUUCUUCACCUGCAACUACACCUGUACUUGCUAACUACAAUUAACAUCGUUUUUGACCUGACAGCAGAGCAAAUAGACCACAGUAAGAUUAUCUGAAAAUACAUUAACAAGAAAAAGAAAAUAUUAUUUAAAAUAUUGACUGCGCUACAAACUAAUCAGUGCGAUGAUUUAUUAUUUUUUUUUUCGACUUUUUGUUCUCAUUUUAAAGAGGACAAAUUACUUUCGGCAAAUAGCACGCACUACUAUUAUAUUAUAGUAAUAAUUUUUUUUUUCUUCAUCGUCAGUGAGAAUCGAUAAAGAAAUAAUAUAUUAGUGUUUUAAAUACGAGAAUAUUACAUAAAGCGAUAUUUUAUGCGUUCUUGAAUGUUAAUCAAUUUUUUUUCUUUGUUUCAAUGACGCUCUAUCGCUGUAUGUAUAAAAAAAAUUCUCUGUAUUGCAAGUCUAUAUUAGAUUAUAAGGGGGUUCUAGUUAAGCUCAAAUGAAUUUUAUGUGAAUUUUGUUUUUUAGUUCAAAUGAGCCUAGUGUGAUUGUUUUUGUGUGUAUGUUUGUUAUGUGAAUAAAUGUAUUUUGUGAGUUUCGUGUUUUAAAAACAGAAAUGAAAUGACAAAAAAAAAAAAAAAAAACAAAGAAAAACAAAAAAACAAAUGAAAAAUUGUGCAAUUGCGUUCAAAGAUAUUUGAUUGAAUGGGUCGAAGCAAUGUUAAUUAUUUUAUUUUUUCGUUAUUAUUAUUUUUUAUUUUAUAAUAUAUAUGUGAAAUUUGAAGACUGACACUCGAGGUUUAGAGAGUUAUAUCCGCAAUCCUUCGUAAAUUUCUAUUCAAUUUUUUUUAUUAAAAAAAAAAUCAAUUGUUAAAUUUAGAAAAAAAAAAAAUUAAACGCAAAAAUUAUUUUCUUUUUUGUUUUAUGAACGUUUAAAUUCUUCCAAUAUUUUUAUCAAUUAUUUAUUUUUAUUUUCACGAUUUUUUUUUUCACUAAUUAUGAAUCGCUCAUAAAAUAUUUUUUUUUUCAAAUUUGUAAAUAACUAGUUAAAGGCAAAUCUUUUUUCUUUCCCUUGCAUCAAUCUCUUUAUGUACCUUAAAGAAAAAAAGAAACAAAAAAAAAAUGCAGUAACAGCAAAAAAGAACACACUCAUUUUUAAAAAAAUAUUAUUUUAAGAAAAACACACUGUUUCUUUUUGAUGUAUAUAAUCAAAUGAUGCAAUUGCGUAGUUCAAAUUGUAAAAAAAAAAAAAAGAAUAAAAAAAAAAAAAAUUAGUAAGGAAAAUUUAAAAAAAAAAUGACUAGUAGUAAAUGCCAUCGAGUUUUGAAAAAAGUCGACAAGUAUGCACGGAUAGGUACACGAAUUUAAACAAAAAGAAUUUUCAAGUUAAACAAUAUUUACGAUUUCAUUUUUUUUUUCUAUUAUUUCUAAUCCGAUUAAAAUCUUUUAAUUCAUAAUCAUAAAAUUAAAAAUCACAACUAGAAAACAAUAAAUUAGUGUUAAUGUGGAAAUAAAAAAUUGUAAACUCGUUACCACUCACUAACUUAUAUAUAAACGUGAAUAUAUAUAUUAAUUUAUUUUUUUGGUCUCCUUUUUGUAAAUAAUACUAUUUGCCAUUAUUAAAUAAUAAAAUUGGCAAAAUUACCUAGAAAAAAUCAAAGAGAAAGACAAAAAUAUUUUGCGCUAAUUUUUCAGUCGCGAAAAUAAAAAACAAUUAAAUUAUUUUGUCAAAAAAUAAAAAAGAAAAUAAAUCUCUUGUAGUUAAAUUAACAAUUUGUUUUGUGAUAACUGCUUGUUUAUUUGAUUAAAAAAAAAUAAUUACAAAGUCAUUCAAAUUACUAGUACAACGGGUAAUUAUUGAAAAGAAAAAAAAAUCUAUUAGUAAUAAUUCGAAUUGUUAAAUUUUAUUUUAAAAUUUGAAAAAGAAAAAAAAAAAAACAUUAUUACAACAAUCUUUAAACAAAUUGAAAAUACAUUUCCUUCGUGUUUCAAUCUAAAUGUUGCAAUGUCUAAAAAUCGAAAAUUAAUAUAAAAAAACAGAUAAUAAAAUUGUGUAAAAAUUAAAUGAACAUUCUUUUUUUUUUUUUUUAAUAAUUAAAUUGGAGUAAUAAUUCAAAUUAGUGCAAUUUCAACGCAAAAAUAUUUGUCUCAUUUGAGACAUAAAUUUUCUUAGCUUAAUAAUUCAAAGAAUAUAAAAAUGAAAAAAAUCUAAAGAUUGUAGAAAUUUACAAGAAAUUAAAGAAAAAAUCUUUUCAUGGAUAAAAAUUUAUAAAUAAAAUUUGUAUAUGUAAUAUAUAAUAAAUGAAAAAACAGAAAAAUUGAAACAAAAAAAAAAAAAAAACUAUAAUUUAAAAUAUUAAGGUGUGAAUCUUUCGUCCUUGCGUACAGAGGUUUUGGGUAGAUCGUAGAAAUGAUUGUUUUUCUUUUAUAUUCAUAUUAAAAAUCGACGAGUAGGAUAAAAACAAAAAUAUUUCAUUGGCUUAACAAUCGCGUAAAACGCAACUACUUAAAACAAAUAAUUGUUUAAAAAAAAAAAUAAAAAAAAUAGUUAUGAAAAUAAUGGAAUGGUUAUCAAAUGAAUUUUAACUAAAACCAAAAUUGAUUCUGAUCGACAUAAAAUCUUUCAUUAAAAGCAAAUGUAAUUCAAAGUGUAAAACAGCUAUAUUUUUUCGUGAUAAUUAUUAAAAUAAAUAAAUAAAUCAGGUUGAUGAUUUUAUAUCAAAAAAUUUAAAAAAUUGUAUAAUAAUUUGUUUAAAUUAAAUUUGAAUUUGUUAUUUAUUCAUUUUUUUUUAUUUUCAAUAAUAGUCAAUAAUUUAAAAUUAUAAUUUUUUAAGUUGAUAAAACAAAAAAAAAAUAGUCUAAACACUUGAACGUUAGAUUAGAAAUUAGAAAAAAUAAAAACUGACAAAUAUGCAUCACAGCAAAAUAAAAAUAAUAAUGAAUAAUUCAGAAAUGAUCAGCUAUUAUCAUAUGGCACUUGAGAGAUAUAUAAAAUGAUGCUCGAUAAAAACUAGAGCAAUUAGUGAAAGAAAAAAAUAUGUCGAAUACUUGACAAUACAAUCUUGUUAAUAAUGAACACAUUCAUUGCAUUAAAAAAUAAUUCACAUUUGACCUAGUAAUUCGCUCCACGAUUUCAAUAACUUUCGAUUGAGUUGAAGAAAAAAAAAAAAAACAACCAACCAACCAAGCUGAGUAAACCAACUCCUGAUAAAUACAAGAAAAUAAAAAAAAAAAAAAAAGUCCAGAAUCAAUUUAAACAAUUAAAAUAAAAAUAAUAAUAUUGAUAAAAGCAAAACUAAUGUUAGGUGUGAUUCCUCACCUCCUUUGUAAUAUGUGUGAUAAAAAUAAUAUAUAAAGUAAUAAUAUAUUAUUCAUAUUGAUAAUUUAAACAUUUAAUAAUAUUAAUGCAAAUUUACAAAACAAAAAAUUAGUCGACAAAACAAACAGAAAAUGAUAAUUUCGUACUAAUUGCAGGAUUUAAAGAAAAAAAAAAAACAAUAAUAUCCAAAACUAGUAUGAAAAAUGAUUUAUUGUUAUUUCUUCAAUAUUAUUAUUAUAACUAUUCAUUUCGUAUGUUUUUUUUUUUAAAUUUAUAAUAAACGCAUUGCAUCAAUGAAGUUAGCUAAAUAACUCGAUACAAAAAAAUUUAAUAGCAAAUUGGUCUGAAUGGAUAAAAAAAAAUUUUAAAAAAUUAAAAAAAAAAAAAAUUAGCUAAUAAUAAUUGCAAAGCGUAAAAAAUUGUAGUCAUUUAUAAUAGAUUUGUAUUUUUCAGUGUUGAAAAAAGUUUUUUAUACAGCUGUUAUAUUCUUGUCUAAAUAUCUUAGUUGAAAAUGUGUGUGCGAUUGUAUGUGAUUAUCAAAUUUCUACAGGCAAAAAUGCGGAAAAUAAGUUAAAAAAAAAUAUUAAUACUUUGAAUAAUAAUUAAAAAUAAAUCUAAGUUUUAAUAAUAUUCAAGCAUCGUCGAUAUACGUGUGAAUUUUAACAACAAUCAAUUUAGAUUUGAUUGCAUAGUAAUGAUACAUAUACAUACAUAUUUUUUUUUCUUUUUCAUUUUUUUAAAAAUUGUUUUAUAUUCUUAGUAAAUUAGUAAGAAAAAAAAAUUAGAUAAAAUAAUAAUAAUAAUAAUAAUAGUAAGGGUGAAAGAGUCAUCUCUGAGAUCGUCCAUUUAAAAAAAAAAAAAAAAUUGUUUUUUUGAGUUGACGUAUUAUUAAAUAGAUAAAUAAUAUUCUUCUUAAAUAAAUUGACGAAUACUAUGAGCAAGACUCUACACUUCAUACUCAGAUAUAAAUUAUAAAAUUUUUAUUAAAUAACACUGGGAAAAUGAAGUAAUUAUCAAAAAUAAUACACAUAUACAUACACAAAUUAUUAUAAAAUAAUUAAACAGACAUAUAUAUAUACACACAAACACAUACUCGCUGCUCACCUUCCAAUGAAAAUUUUUUUUGUUUUUAAUUUUUUAAUUUUUACAUAUUUCCCAAUACUUUUUUCGAUUAAUUUUUAAUUUUUUUUUGCAAAUGAAUUUUUAUUUUUUUAUAUAGUUAUUAUUCAAUAAUAUUAAAAAUAAUCGUUAUAUGUUUUCUAGAUAACAAAAAUAAAAAUAUAAAAAAAAAAAAAAAAUGGGGUUUAAUAAAAAGUAAAUUUUUUUAAAUAAAAUCCAUAGUAAUUAAAUGAUUUUAAUAAAAAACCGGAUAUUGUUUUUUUUUUUUUUUUUUUUUGUUAUAGACAUAUACAUAAAUAUAUAUAAAUAUAUUUUUUUUUAUAAAAAAAGAAAAAAAAGGGGAAAAUAAAGUUAUGCCUAUAGUUGACAGUUCAUUUUUAUAGUUGACAAUUCAUUUUUUCCGAGAAAAAAAAAAAAAGUUAUCAACAAUUAUACAGUUUUAAGAAAAAGUCAAUUUCUAUUAUUUUUUAUUUUUAUCGGUUUUAUUAAUUAAUAAAUAACCGACGAAACGAAUAAUAGACUACAAUUACUCUUAUAUUUUUUAAUUUUAUUUUUAUUGAUAUUGUUAAUAUUAUUAGUGUAGAGAUCUCCUCAUACCAAAGAUACACAAACACAUACCACCACCAACACUUGCACUGAGCGAGAAAAAUAAAAAAAUUAAUUUUUUUUAAUUAAAUUUUAUUUAAAAAAUGAAAAAAAAAAAAAAACAUCGAAAAAUAUGUAUUACGAUUAUUUUUCUUUUUCGUUUGUUCUUUUUUUUUUUUUUUAUUUAAACGACUCAAAUGUACAAUUAAUUUUUUAUCACAAAAAAGAUAAAGAAAAAAAAAGAAAAAAAAAUAUUACGCAUAAAGUGUAAAAUGUCAUUUUUAAAAUGUAAUUGAAUUUAAUUAAAAAUUCAAAUAAAAUCAAUUUAAAAAAAAAAAAAAAAAAAAUGAUAUAAUAUAGAGGGGAAAUUUACUAAAUAAUCAGAAACAGAGUUGACUUAAUAUGAUGAAAAUAUAAAAUAGAAAAAAAAAAAAUAUAAUUAAAUAAAUGAAUUUAUUAUGUAUUGUCAUAAAUCAAUUUUAGAAAAUAAAUAUAGAAUUUAAAAAUAGAAAAGUAAACGAUGCCGCUGGGAACAGUGCAAUGAUUAAAAUGGACUAGACCUCGAUAUAAUCUUUAACGAGUUUUAUAAAAACAAAAUAAAAAACAAAAAACAAAAAGCAAAUAGAUUUUUUUUUUUUAAAAUAAAUUAAUAAAUAAAUCAUUUGUAAGAUUUGUUUUAUUUUUUUUUUCAUUAGUUUACUUUUGUAAAUGCUUUACUAGUCAAUCUAGUUUUUUUUUUUUUUUUGUUUUUUUAUUACUCAUUGAAGAAUUUCUUGUCAAGGUCGUUACCAAUCGCAAGUAAGUUAUUUUUAAAUGAUAGAAAAAAAUUCACUUUCAAGUAUUGUUUUUGGUAUGUAUGAUGUACACGGAUAUGAAAAAAAAAAAAAAAACAAUUCAUAAAUGAUAUUAAUGUUUUCAAUGUGAAAUGUUCUUUUUUUAAAAAAAGAUAAUUAGUAAAAAUUUCACGAAAGAAAAAAAAAAAGGCUCAGACAGCGCUGAUAAAUUGUUAACUAUUUUUUGUUUCUUAUAGGAAAAUUUUGUACAAACGAGUGUGUAAAUUUAAUUUUUAAUAGUACUUGAAGUGGCUGGGAAUGAGUGCAAGUUAAAAAAAAAUAUAAAGAAAUAAAAAGGGUCGAAUAUUUUGGAAAUGGAAAAUUUAAUAAAUUCAAAAUGUCAUAAAAAUAAUUUUCCAAAUUCAUAAUAAUAAUUACCCAAUUUAUUUAUAUUUCUAGUGGUGUAAUGAUAUAGUGUUGUAUCGAAUGUGAAUAGAAGUUGAAAGUUAAAAAAAAAAAAAAAAAACACGUUAUUAUUGAAAGCGUGUUUAUUAUAUCUAGCCAAUUUUCUCUUAUCACUUUUUUUGUACCGUUCUUUUUUCUAAAUAACCAUUGAAUGUUUAAUGAAUGAAAAUAAUAAAAAAAAAAUUUUUGAAUUAAAAAAAAAAAACUAAUAAAUAAAUAAAUGAAAAAUUAAUUAAAUAUAAUAUGUAACCUACAUAAACGAAAAAAUACGCUUAGAAAAUUUUUGUACACACAAAUACACAACACUACACGAGUAAAAAAAAAAUCUAGGCAAUUAUUUUUAUUUCAAAUUUUUUGUUUUUCAAAUUUUUAAACUUUAUCUUAUCAAGAAAAUUCAUAAAUUUUUUAAAAAUCAUUUUAUUGUUGCAAUUUUUUUGCAGUAUAAUAAAAUUGACAAUUUUUCUAAAUAUUAAGGACUUGUUUCGUGUUCAUCGUGAAAUGAUUGUGCGGCUGCGAUAAAAAAUAAAUAAAUAAAUUUAAAAAACAAUUACGGAUAGUAUAAAAAUUGGAUAAAUAAAAAAAAAAAAUGUGUAAAAACACAUAUUUGUUAAUGUAAAGUGGCAAAUAAGAUAAAAAAAUUAACGUCACAAUUUCGGGGGGAAAUGAUAUUGCUAUUAGGAAAAAAAAAAAAAAAAUUAAAUAAAUUUAAAAAAAAGACGUGUUCGUAUACAUAUGAAAAGGGCGCGGAAUCGCCAUAAUAAGAGCAUUAAAAAAAAUUAAGUACAAGUGACUGAACGGAGGUGAAUUUUUUUUACUCUUUUCUAAGAAAAUUUAAAUUUAAAACAACCAAAUAUGGAGUAUAACUAAAUGUUUUUUUUUUUUUAAAUUGAUAAAAAAAUUGUUGAUAAUUAGAAAAACAAAAAAAAAAAAAAAACUGUCAGUCGUACAUAUAAAAAAAAAAAAAAAAAUGAUAAAUUGUUUGUAGUAAAUUUUUUUUCUCUUUUUGAUAUAUCAAAAAUUCGUUGUAAAAAUGCACAGAAAAAUUAAAAAAAAAAAAAAGAAAAAUAUAAAAAUUAAAAAAAAAAAAAAAAUAUUAGAUAUAUUUUAAAAAAUUGUACAAUGCAAGUGUGAAUUUUUUUGGCAUUUUUUAUUGUAUUUGUGGAUUUUUUCUAUAUUGUCCGACUUUUAAUGCGGCUUUUCAAUUUUAAUAAGAUUUAUAAAUUAAUUAUCUACUUGAUAAAAAAACAAAAAAAAAAUGAUUAAUAAUAUUAAAAAUAUAAAAAAAAAAGCCAUAAAUAAAUUUUUAAAAAUCAAUCGGUACUGCGUUGAUUUUUUACGCGCAUUGAAUCGAUCUUAGGUGAAUGAAUAAUUAAAAAUUAGGUGAUAUAAUUAACUGAAUUGACAGUAUUACCACUGAAAAUCAGGUGUUUGUUAUUUUAUUUUGUUCUCAUUUUUAUACACAAUAAAUUACUCUGUUAUUAAAUAUAAGUAUUUAUGCACGCAUCAUAUGCGAUUGCGUAGAACUAAAAGUUCAUGUGAAAAAUGUAUACAUAAACAUAUAUGUACAUUAUUAUUAUUUUCUUCAAAAUUUAUAAUCAAUUGGACAAAUUUUUCCCGAAUAAAAAAAUUUAUCAUUGAUUUAACAAUUUUUAUGAAUAAUGAUAUUGCGCAAUCACACAUUAAAACACGACUCAAUGUACCUCAGUUACAAAUACACUCAUUGAACAAACAUUUAAAAAUAAAUAAAUAAAUAAUUCAUAAAACACAAGACAAACUUUGAUAAUUCAUAUGAAUAUUAAUUAAAAAACAAAAAAUUCCUGUAGUAAUAAUAUAUGGUGUAAUUAAUCCAAGCGAUUUUCAACGUUUUUCGAUUUUCCAAAUAUUUGCUUGAUUUUUCUUAUUUUUCCCUGCAGUUCAAUGAAUAAUUAAACAAUAAUAGAAAUAUAUAAUGUUUAGCAAUAUUAACUUGCAGAGAUCAUUUUUUCUAUAAAAAAGUAGAUGAAAAAAAAUUCUCUUCGACAUUCAGAAAUCAGAAUAGUUAAAUUCUGCUUUUUGUACUACGCGUUUAAUAAAAUAUUUAAAAUAGUGCAAAAAAAAAAAAAAAAACAAAACUACAAAUAAAUAAAUUAAAAAUUAAAUAAAUGAUCAAUAAAGAAAUUUACAAGUAAAAUAUAUAUCGGUUGAGUUUUUAAGUUAAUCAUGUGUCCGUCAUAUGUAUCAUUUAAAUUUUUCAAUAAAAAUAAAAAAACAAAAUAUUCAUAUAUCAAUUUAAAAAUAUUAUUCAAAUUUAUUUAACAAAAUAUUUAAUGAUUUUAUUAAUUAUAGACAGAUUUAUCAAAGUGAAAUAAAAAAUAGAAAAAUACGUACAUUUACAUAAAGCAUAUAUCCUAACAGAGCCACCGCACCAGGCCAAUUUUGUUAUAUUAGUCAAUAAUUAAUAAUCUUUUAUUAAUUGAAAAAAAUAAAAUAAAUAAAUUAGUCAUAUAAAAUAUAAACAUAGAAUUUAUUUUUUUGGUCGCAAGAGUACUGUUGAAAAAAGAUUGUGGUAAAAAAAAAAAAAAAAAGAAAAAAAAAUUAAAUA
Molecule: messenger RNA, 13504 nt
Organism: Aphidius gifuensis
Lineage: Eukaryota; Metazoa; Arthropoda; Insecta; Hymenoptera; Braconidae
Gene: orb2
Product: cytoplasmic polyadenylation element-binding protein 2-like
Exons: 8
Coding region: 2080-4314 (744 amino acids)
Biological process (GO): negative regulation of cytoplasmic translation
Cellular component (GO): cytoplasm; neuron projection; nucleus
Molecular function (GO): ribosome binding; mRNA regulatory element binding translation repressor activity; translation factor activity, RNA binding
Source: RefSeq, a predicted model, not a curated record